AGAGAAUUAAAACAACAACAUAUCAAGGCAGAAACACAUGACAACACAGUUAUAUUGUCUUAUAUUGUUAGGUGUAACAAUGUACCAAUGUACCAAUGUAACACUCAUAUGAAUAGCCUACACUGUAACAGUUAGGGAGAUGAUGUGUGAUGUGCUUCGAUGAGAGCUGAUUGUCAGUGAAAGCCACUGGCGCCUCUAGCGUCGCAUCAAAGCCUGUAUCAAAGAUUCUAAACAGUGCUGUAAUCCCUUGCUUUGAUCACGUGAGGACUCUACUUGGCCAAAUGGGAAAGCGAGUCUCUCGUAAACUGCCGGCCGCCAUUACAUUGCUAUGCGUGGUGGGCUGGCAGAUAGUGCGCGACGCUGCUAGCGGCUGUUCGCGUAAGCACUCAGCACGCUCACAUACAGAGUGAGCCACACAUAUUUAUACAUAGCCUACUCACAUACGCUUUCAUACGAAUAUUACAGAAAAGACACUGACUGAGACAUAAACAAUGCCUGGAAAGGGAUUCGUUGCUUCUGAAUUCCUUGAUGAGAAACAUCGCAUAUAAUCGACGUUUUAAUUGAUUAUUUUUAAUCAAUCAUAAAUCUUGCCUUAAGAGGGAACACGUUUUUAAAAAAGGUAUGUUUUUUUUAAGGGAGAUAACGAGACUGGACUCCUGACCAGCGUGAAACAUUUAUUUGAUCAUCAUAACGUCAGAUAAGGAUUGUCACCAUUGCUGGAUUAUCAACGUUUUCUUGGAUACAUUAUUGCAUCUACUGUUAUUUCAAGCUAAACAAAUAUUUUAAGGUCUAUAGUUAAUUGCUGGGAGACCGGGGGGACAUUUGGUAAUGAUAUAAAACAGAAAGGAAGGAAGGAUCUUUUUUAACCUCGGUCUGCUGCUGCCGUUUUCCUGCUGUUGGACGGAGCAUACUUUUUUUCGAUGAAGAAUACGAAAACGUUUAAAAUUGACACAUUUAAUAGCCUUUUUGGUUGCGAGACCAUCAACUCUCUUGCGGUCCACCUUGGAUUACCCGACGAAAGAGCAACCUGUAUUUUUAGCCUCGCUUGUCUGCAGUCUGACGUUAUUUGCAAAGUGAAACAAGGAUUAAACAUUCCUGUUCACAGUUGCCUGUUGUAUGUGGUAGGCUACAUUGUGAGGGGAACGGUGGUGUUAAGAAAGAAAGCUAUUAAUAGCGCAUGCAAUUCUCGAAAACUAUCACAACUGGUGCAUCAGUUUGCCUUGUGGGGGCUGACGGAAUCGAAUUCAGAUUUCUUGCAUGCAAUUUGCAACAGACUGGUCUUCGACACCUAAACGGUCCAUUUAGUAGUGUUUAAUUAGUGCAUAAUACACGCGUAAUAAACUACAGCGUUUUUCUAUAAGAAGUUUUCGGACUAACCACGCAUUUUGAUGGAUUUUUCCGCUCAGGAAGAAAAUAAUCGAUCUACUUCGCAUGGAUUACACUAUUAUUUAAUCGUUAAAGUAUCAUCGGAAAGACUGGCAUGGACACGGAUGGACAUUUUUCUCCAUGGAUUAAGACACGGAUACAUUUUAGCCUAGCCUACAUGCUUUCUGCGUUUGACAAUGAUCAGGUUUGGAUCGCCUGAGCUGGACAGUAACAAUGUUCUGAUCUGCGAACACACUUGGAUGUACAAAAACAAACCAUUCGUUUUGGUAGGCUAUACAAUCAAAUGGGGUUAUUGAUACAUUUAGAAUCCUUUCUUUGAAUACACCCUCUGUUCAGACGGGUUCUUUUUUUAUGACAGUUGACAAAAUAUUUGGGCUACUUAAGGUUAGCCAUUGAUCUGUUAGACAAUUACCCGUGUUUUGGCGGUGGUGUGGCAUACUUGUGAGGGAACCGAUUUGCCACCACUGCUCGGUCUUGUUACCGAUCAAGGAUUUCGACAUGCCCAGUACUGACGACCCGAACGGCGGACGAUUAUGACUACGGCAGCGAAUUGGGUGGCUAACGGGGCAAGCCUUGAAGACUGCCACUCCAACCUCUUCUCUCUGGCAGAGCUGACGGGCAUCAAGUGGAGGUGCUACAGCUUCCGUGGCGGGGGUGAGUACGGGCCAGUGAUCUCGGCACCAGCCCAGGACGACCCGGUUCUGCGCAGCUUCAUGCGCUGCGUGCAGGCCAACCUCCUGUGUGUGUGGCGCCGCAAAGUCAAGCCUGACGCCAAGGAGCUGUGGAUCUUCUGGUGGGGCGACGAGCCCAACCUCUCUGACAUCAUCCAUCACGAGCUGGAAGUGGCUGAGGAGGGACAAUGGGAGUGUGGGCUGUCAUACGAAUGCCGGACCCUCCUGUUCAAGGCCAUUCACAACCUGCUGGAGAGGUGUUUGUUGGACAAGGACUUUGUACGGAUCGGGAAGUGGUUCGUCAAGCCAUACGAGUUGGAGGAGAAGCCUCUGGUCACCAGUGAGCACCUAUCGUGCUCCUUCACCUUCUUCCUGCAUGGGGAGAGUAAUGUGUGCACCAGCGUAGAGAUUGCCCAACACCAGCCUGCCUACCACAUCACUGAUGACCACAUCCGCCUGGCCCAGACCUCCUCAGCCCCCGUACAAGUGAUCCUGAGUCCGUAUGGUCUGUCGGGCUCUCUGACGGGCCAGGCCUAUAAGAUGAGUGACCAAGCCGUGAGGAAGCUGAUGGAGGAGUGGAGCUACUUCUACCCCAUGGUGCUGCAGCGCCAUAGAGAGGGGGGCACAGGGGGUGCCGGCAUGGGGGGCAUGGGUGCGGAGAGGGAGGGCACUGACCCGCUGUUUGACCCCAACAGUCAUGUGGCCGUCGAGGUCAUCGUAGGUGGUGUGAGGAUGAUCUACCCAGCAGCCUUUGUGCUGGUUGCCCAUGGCGACCUGCCUGUGGACCAGCCCCUACCUGCCCCCGGAGCCCAGGGGCUCAGCAGAGACCCCUCCCAUUGUAGCAUCCCCCUCACACCGCCCACCUCACCUGAACAGCCCUGCUCAGCAGACAGUGGCUUUGUGACAGUGUCCAGCAUCCUCCCUGCCCAGGAGAGGGCCAUUGGGGCCACCAACCACAGCCCAAAGCAUUCUGGGAAGAAACUGACCAAUCAGGUGGUGCAUCAGGCAUGGAAGGAGUGUUAUCUCAACCAACUGCAACACAAAUGCAGUGUGCCCAGUAGCGUGACGCCAAAGAAGGAGGCGCCAAACGGGGUGACCACCUGGGACUUUAUCGACUCGGGCGAGAGGGCUCCCUGCAGCUGCUCCAGGUUAAAGCAGCAGCAGAAACAGCAGCAGCAGACCAACACCUCCUCUGCCAACCCUCUGUCUGGUGCCAACCCCACCCCCUCCCUGGGCCCAGCACUUCCUCCUCCCUCUCUGCCUAAGCACAAGGCCACGGACAAGUCCGAGAAACCCGACAAACAGCCCAAGAGGGUCGCCGCCAUGACACCCUUCCACCACCGGCUCUCUGUGGGCCAGGAGACCUGCCAGGAACAAGACUCCACUGGAGGGUCCCAGCUCGGCCUAGUCGCCCUGGACCCUCUCCUGGAUCCCAUGCCCACCUGCAAGUACCCCAAGCCCCUCUCAGCUGGCAGGAAAGCUCCCCAGUCCCUGCUCCACUCUCCCGUCUCCCCAUUACCCCCCACGCUCAGCCCCCAUCCGCGGGUGGGGCAGGACCCUGAGGUACUGGAUGCUCCUGUGGGCAUGGCCCCCUGUCCAGAUGGGGCGUCAGGGCUGGGGGUGAUGGAGCCCAGUGCGACUGCUCUCUAUGCAGCCCCUCUGGGGCCCAGAGAGAGGGAAGCUGGGGCGGGCUGGUGGAGGGGCUUCAGGACUCCUAGGGCUGAUAAGGCUGAGUUCAGGCCUCCAGAGCUGCCCAGUGACAGAGUGGAAUUAAAGACAGAGACACAGGUCACUGAGGGAGUUGCACUGAAAAGACUAUUCGCGCAGACAGAGAAGUGUUUCAAGAUAUCCGAGGAGCGUGUUAGGGAACACAUCCAGACCCUGGGUCUACUGCAGCAGCCUGGGGUGGAAGGGCUGGGGGACCUUGGGGACGACCCGUAUGACUUCAAGGAGGGAGACAUCGAGUACAGCUUCCCCACCUCCAAGAGACUGAAGGGCCGAGACCCUAGCAAGAGAGGCCCCAAGGGAGAGGAUAUCAGCAACGGUGCACUGCCUGAUGGGAAAGACGCCAUGUCCAUCUUUAGCUCUGCCCCCAAAGCUGAUGAUGACUCACCGCAGGACGACGAGGCGGCCAAAGCCCAAAACCCUCCUCUAACCAGGGAGACUGAUCUGGUGGUCCUCAUCUCAGACCUGGAGAACAUUUUCGACGAGGAUGAGGAGGAACUUGGGCACACAGCCAGGGUCCUGGUAUCAGGAGGUGAAGACCGAAGGGAGGGGAGGGUGGCUGUGCCCUAUCCUUCAACAGUAGCAGACCUCCAGCGGAUGUUCCCCACACCCCCGUCCCUGGAGCAGCACCCAGCCUUCUCCCCCAUCAUGACAUACCGUGACACCCCCAGCCAAGAGCCCCCAGCCCCCUCGGGGGGCUCUGACCACCCCCUGGGCCCCCUGUCCUCCACCCAGCUCCAGGAGUACCGGAUGGAGGUGGAGGAAGGCAUGGCCAGUCCUAAACAUGAGGACAUUAAGGACUUCUCAUUUGUGUACCGUGUCCCGUCUGUCCAGUCACAGAUGGGCUGCUCCAUGUUUGCUCCGCUGCGUACCCUCCCCAGCCAGUGUCUGCCCCCCAUCAAGGUGCCUGACCAGUGUUACUACCGGCCCUCCUGGGCCCUGCUGCCCAAGAUGGAGCAUUACUCCUCCCUGCCGCCCUCCUUCAUCAGAGAUGGAUAUGUCAACGUCCCCAGUGUUGGGGACCAGGAGUAUGCCCAGAUGAGUGCCAGUGCCCUAUCCAUAGGCACCACCGGCGGCAUCCUCCCCUCGCCCUCCCCUGCCACCCCCCGCUUCUCUGUCCCCACCCCUCGUACCCCGCGCACCCCCAAGGGCGUUGGCACGGCCAGCGGGCAGGGCUCUGUGAAGCAGGAGGGCACCGGGACAGAGCUGAGCUCCCCUGCCUCCACGCCCUCCACCAGCCUGCCUAUGAGCUCCCUGACUGAGCCCCAUGCGUCCUGCCCCGCCCUGCCCGAGGCCCACAGCCUGUACGCCGCCCUGCUCCUCUCUGACUCAGUCCUCAACGUCUUCAAAGAUCGCAACUUCGACAGCUGCUGCAUCUGCGCCUGCAACAUGAACGUGAAGGGUGCCGACGUGGGCGUGUACAUCCCCGACUCCACUCUCGAGGACCAGUACCGCUGCAUGUGUGGCUUCAGCGCCAUCGUCAACCGCCGGCUGGCCCACGGCACGGGCCUCUUCCUGGAGGACGAGCUGGACAUCUUCGGGAGGGGCUCGGAGGUGGGCCGGGCAGCCGAGAGGAGGCUGGCGCUGUGCCGCAGAGACCCACCCAUGGGAGACCCCCGGGCCAAGCGCCCCCAGGACUCCUCCCCUGCCCCUUCCUCUGUCAUGGGACUCCUCCAGGAGCAGUGCUCCCAGCCCAUCUCCUCCCUGGCCUCCCUACACCUCCCUCCUGCCUGCUCCUGCCACGGCCGCCAGGGGGCCCUGCUCCAGAGCUGGAUGGCUGACAAGCAGUGGGCAGAUGGCAGUGAUGCGUGUGUGGAGUGUUACAACGCGCUGGUACAGGGGCAGCAGUAUGUGGAUAACCCCGCCGGAGGGAAAGUUGAUCCGGCUGUUGUGAGGAGCAGCGCUCUACACUCCUGGCCUCACACCAACGUGUUGGACAUCAGUAUUCUGUCGUCCCAGGACGUGGUGCGUAUGCUGCUGUCCCUGCAGCCCUUCCUCCAGGACGCAAUCCAGAAGAAACGUACGGGCCGGACCUGGGAGAACAUCCAGCAUGUCCAGGGUCCACUCACAUGGCAACAGUUCCACAAGAUGGCCGGCCGGGGAUCCUACGGGUCAGAGGAGUCGCCCGAGCCCCUUCCCAUCCCUACCCUGUUGCUGGGCUACUACGAUAACUAUGACCGUAACUUCCUGGCCCUGUCGCCCCUGGCGCUGCCCUUCUGGGAGAAGCUGCUGUUGGAACCAUAUGGGGGACAGAGGGACGUGGCCUUCCUGGUGCUCUGCCCCAACUCUGAAACCCUGCUGGCCGGGGCACAGGCCUUCUUCCGGGAGCUCAGCGCUGUCUACGAGACGUGUCGGUUGGGGAAACACAGACCCCUAGCAAAGGUCUCCAGAGAUGGGCUGGUGCGUGUGGGGGCAGAGACAGAAACUGAGACCGAUAAGGAGAAAGAGAAGGAGAGGCAUGAGGAGGAGCAGGUAGACCAGUGGUUCACAGGGCCCUGGGCUGGACAGCAACACAGCGACAACCUCAGAAAACUCAAACUCUAUGCGCGCACCUGCAGGAAGCAGCUAGGUCCACAGUUGUCUGCUCUGUCUUUGGACAGCAGUCUGUUGUUACCCCCCAAGCCUCAGCCAACUCCAGCCCCCACGCCCUCCUCAGCCCAGCCUGCCCCCUCCUCCAGCCAGCCCCCCUAUGGUCCUGGGGCCCCUGCUGAGGGAGAGGCAACAGCCCCCCCAGUGGCCCACAGCUCAGAAAGCACCCCAACCCCUACAGCAGCAGCAGCCUCGGGCCAGCCAGGUCCAGCAGAGAGCACCCAAGGAGGGUCCACUGAGGUCAAGAAUAGCCCCAAUGCCCCACCACCACCACCUAGCCAGCCAGAGACCCCUGAGAGUGUGGCGGAGCGGGAGCGAAUCGGCAUCCCCACGCUGGCGGACUCGGCCGAUAGCCAUGCCCACCCCCCGGCCAUCGUGAUCUACGUGGUGGACCCCUUCCUGUGCUCGGGCCGAGCGAGGGAUGGCGGAGGAGGAGGAGGAGAGGAGGAGGAGGGUGAGGAGGUGGAGGCAGGCAGUGUGUGGUUACUAGGGCUGCUGCGUUGCUACACAGAGAUGCUACAGACAUUGCCGGAGAGCAUGAGACCAGCACUGGUGUUACAGGUGGUGCCAUGUCAGUACCUGCUCCAGCCAGCCAGUGGUGAGAGCCCUCUGUACCUGCAGCAUCUGCGCUCCCUGGCCUUCUCAGCCUACUCCCAGUGUAGACGCCUCCUACCCACACAGACACACAUCAAGUCUCUGACCGGCUUUGGCCCCGCCUCCACCCUAGAAUCUGUGCUCAAGAGUCCAGAGCACCCCAGCCCUCUACAGGGCUACUCUCCCCCGUACAUUCUGGGUCCUACCCGUGCCAAGCAACCAGAGCCAGGGGAGGUGUGGGCAGAGAUCCCUCCCAGGUACAACGUGCUGUUUGUGGGCUACUGCCUGUCCCACGACCAGCGCUGGAUCCUGGUUUCCUGCACCGAUCAACAGGGAGAGCUACUGGAGACCUGCAUCAUCAACAUCGAUGUGCCCAACAGAGCGCGGUGGCCCAAGGUCUCAGCCAGGAAGAUGGGACUGCAAAAGUUAUGGGACUGGUGUGUCGGCAUCAUCCAGAUGACCUCACUGCCAUGGAGGAUUGUGAUUGGUCGGCUGGGCAGACUAGGACAUGGUGAACUGAAAGACUGGAGCGUUCUCCUGGGGGAGCACUCUCUCCACUCCAUCAGUCGCCAGCUGAAGGAGGCAUGUCGUAUGUGUGGCAUCUCCUCCGCUGACUCCCCCUCCAUCCUCAGCGCCUGCCUGGUUGCCAUGGAGCCCCAGAGCUCCAUCGUGGUGAUGCCAGGUUAGCAGCAGCACUGCUGGGCCCAUGGAUGAUGUGUUUAGUUAACCUUCCAGAUAUAAUAGACAUAUUUAAUAGAUCUUAUAGGAGCUCACUCUGUAAGCCCUGGAGUUGCAGAUACAACAUGAUGUUAUGAGCCAAGGGUGAACAGUGUAAUAGUGUGUUUAACCACAAUGCUGCCACACACUCAGGGAGCACUGCGAGCUGCCACACUCACUUCACAGCACACAGUAAUGCAGACAUAAUGUUGAUUGCAGCAUUUUGAGGUAAGGUUAGGACAAGUGGAUUUUACAGUAUAGACUGCACUGUAGCACAUUGUGCACAGCAAUACAAACUUUAACACACUCAAAGGAUUUCAUUGCCAAACACACAGCAAGCUCUAUUGAGGCAAAUCUUACAUUACAUACUAUUUAUAAUAAGUUGGUCUGAAUUGGUCUGAAGUGGGCUGUUGGAAAUGUGCAGUGUUCAGUCCCCAUCAGCUUCCCUGGCAACGGAGCGCCGGAGCAUUUCCAUCGUCAUGGAGGCCAAGUUCAUGGGAUUUGUUGCAUGACAGGGCCCAUAGCUUUACUAUCAUACACAUGGCACUUUUGUUUGUGUGUGUGUGUGUGUGUGUGUGUGUGUGUGUGUGUGUGUGUGUGUGUGUGUG
Messenger RNA from Salvelinus sp. IW2-2015, 8290 nucleotides. RefSeq names its product mediator of RNA polymerase II transcription subunit 13-like. Gene Ontology annotation, biological process: regulation of transcription by RNA polymerase II. The record is from RefSeq and is a predicted model, not a curated record. Gene Ontology annotation, molecular function: transcription coregulator activity. NCBI's taxonomy places the organism in Eukaryota, Metazoa, Chordata, Actinopteri, Salmoniformes, Salmonidae. Gene Ontology annotation, cellular component: mediator complex.